CAUUCCGCCAGAAGAAGAAAAAACGCGAAGAAGAGUUGAGCCGCCGAUCCGACUUGUUGUCGUUACCGAGGCGCCAGAAUCCAAACGAGCCGCAGCGAGAUCGACAGACAGGUUCGUUCAAAGCUCCGUGUGAAGGACGGGCUCCGAUUCCGUGUCCUGCAGUCUGAACAUGUUGUCCUCCGGAGACGUCCAGGGCUGUCUGCGGGGUCUGGAGAGCCUCCUGCGGGCGGUGAGGUACCCGGGACAUGUGGACCACAGCGGCAUCUCCAAAGGAGAUCCCUCAGCUUUUCUUCCCAUAGUGAGCUUCACCCUGACGUCCUUCUCUUCACCGCUUGCAGAGCAACUACUGGCAGCUGGACUGGACCUCACUGGCAAAACUGACCUCCGAUUCACUGACACGCUUUAUAAGGUACUACGAGAUAUCUUCCAGUACAAGCCCGUACUGACCAAGCAGCAGUUCCUCCAGUGGGGUUUCUCUCAAAGGAAAAUCUCUGUCGUCUGUGAUAUUAUCAACUUAGUCCUGCAGAAACAUAAGCAAUUGAAAAAGCCCAGAGGUAGAUGUCCGGGCUCUCAAAGGGAUGGCAUUGGAGAGGCUCAUCCAACGCAGACUGAUCUAGACACUGUGUCCAAGAGGGCAUUUGUCGUGAAUCACACGGACCAUCUCUCCACAGACUCCUCCCACAGAGUGACCUCUCCCUCUCAUCACGACGAAGUCUGCUCCAACAGUUCUCCUGAAGGUGGGAUCACAGAGGGGCAAGAGGACCAGGAGGAUAUCGUGCUUCACUCUUCGGAGGUGGACGGAAGGCUUUCAGCAAUGGAAGCUCAGCUGGAGAGUGUUCUGUCUCGACUCGACGGGCUCAGGAUGAUGGAAAAACGCCUGGAGCAACUUGAGCGAAGGAGAAACUCAGACCAGAAUGGAGGAGAAGUCAUCACCAUUUGCAGCAAGAGCUGGGACAAUCUGAUGAGCAGACUACUGCUAUUGGAAACUAAACUGGAGCUGAGCAAUGCACAGGUAAAUGCUGCAUCACCAUGUCCAUCAUCAAGCACCUUCAGCUCCAAGCCUGAUUCUUCAAAGGAGGACCUGAAGGACCGGCUGGAGAGCAUCACCAGCAUGCUGAAGAGCACCUCCAGUUUGUUGAAGAAAACUGAACCCUCCACCACACCCUGCAAAUAACUGCUGAUAAAUGAUCCAUGCACUAUAGCUGUGUCACUUUUCUGACAAGCUACCGGGACUUUUAGACGAGGGGAGAAACUCCUGUAGCGCUUUUAACUCAAGUCUAUAGUGGAAUUGUGAGGAGGAUGUACCCCCACCAUGAAAAUGAAUGUUCAUCAGGUAUGAAUUCCUCAGAUGAUGAGUACAGUAGAUGAUCGACGUGUGUUGGCCCUCCACAAUGAAAUACUAUAUCUGUCAUAUUUCUCUUUCUCCCUCUGUAUAGGUGUAUCAAGCAACAUUGAGCUUUCAAGGUCAUGUGCAUAUUUCUUUAAACUAAUCAGAGUUAUGCAGAGACCACUUUGUUUUAUGGUUCUGAAUUGAACCGAAAGAAAUAAAGAAUGUUCUCUCUCUAGCA
Scophthalmus maximus (turbot) is the source of this 1568-nucleotide messenger RNA. RefSeq names its product centrosomal protein 44 (gene cep44). The record is from RefSeq and is a predicted model, not a curated record. Gene Ontology annotation, cellular component: spindle pole; centrosome. The coding region runs from base 170 to 1174 and encodes 334 amino acids. Lineage: Eukaryota; Metazoa; Chordata; Actinopteri; Pleuronectiformes; Scophthalmidae. The transcript has 10 exons.